Messenger RNA from Sturnus vulgaris (Common starling), 412 nucleotides. The record is from RefSeq and is a predicted model, not a curated record. NCBI's taxonomy places the organism in Eukaryota, Metazoa, Chordata, Aves, Passeriformes, Sturnidae.
UGCCGGUGCCGGUGCGGCCAUGGCGGCUCCGCUCGCCCCCUCCGGUUUCCAGUUCGCCAUCGACCGUGGCGGGACCUUCACCGAUGUGUUCGCCCGCUGUCCCGGCGGCCGCGUGCGCGUCCUCAAGCUGCUCUCCGAGGACCCCGCGUACCGGGACGCGCCCACCGAGGGCAUCCGGCGGAUCCUGCAGGAGGAGCUGGGGGUGCCCCUGCCCCGGGACCAGCCCCUGGAAAGUUCUGGCAUCCAGUGGAUCCGCAUGGGCACCACGGUGGCCACCAACGCUCUGCUGCAGCGCCGGGGAGAGCGCUCGGCCCUGGCCGUGACCCGCGGCUUCCGACACCUGCUGCACAUCGGCACCCAGGCCAGGCCGCACCUGUUCGACCUGGUGAGCCGCACCUGUUCGACCUGGUGA